UCCACGGAUGGUGAACGUAUGGUGGAUGUGUUUUUUUGCAGCCCGCCUACGUGUGUUGUGAAAACCGUGGGUAACGGGCUCUCUGUAUAUACAGCCACAGUGCAUAGCUAUUGCAACGGCCUUGUAUGUGGUGCAGUUGUACGCUGUACAUAAGGAGUAUACAAUUCACGCAGGAUUCAUCGCGACGACGUCUAAAAACUCAUCUGUUUUUCAGCGCUUUUGUGGAAUUCAGCUGCGGAGACCAUAGGAUUUAAGUCACACCACCACGGAGCUACCUUCGAGCACGAUGGGAGAGCGACCACCCCGCCCGAAAAUGGCCGAUGUAAACCCACUGAUUGUCUGCAUCCUAUGCGGUGGAUACUACGUAGACGCAACCACCAUUAUUGAAUGCAUGCACAGUUAUUGCAGAGCGUGCAUUGUAGCCUACUUGAGACAGAGCAAACAGUGUCCAACGUGUGAUGUCCUGGUACAUAAAUCCAGACCUAUGCAAAAAAUAAGGCCCGACAAAACACUACAGAAACUUGUCUAUAAGAUGGUUCCUGGACUUUACAAGGAUGAAAUCGGCCGAAGAAAGGAAUUUCACCGCACACAUAUUCAACAUUCUGAAAACGACGAGUCAACAAGUUCGAGCAAAACGGACGACCCAACCAAGAUUUGUGACGACUCUAUCAUCAUCUACACGUCCGAUGAGAUGAUCAGUCUCUCGCUCGAGUAUCACCAAAGCAGGGAAUCAACUACACGGGACAAAAGACAACUGAACGGGGACGGAAAUUCCCAUGAGAUGGGAACAGAUAUAAAUGGCAACGCGAUUUCCGGAGAAAAGGACAUAGAUGCCAGAUAUCUAAGAUGUCCAGCUGCUGUGCAAGUUGGCCAUUUGAAGAAGUUCAUAAGAAAUAAAUUUGGUUUACCACCAGGCUAUAAGAUUGAUAUUUUGCACAGAGAAGGCCGCGACCAAGUUCUUCGAGAUGAUUACACCUUAAUGGAUUUAGCCUAUAUUUACACGUGGAAAAGAAUGGGACCCCUGCCGCUUCUCUACCGCGUCUGUGAACCUUUUCCAUGUAAUAAAAGGACUUGUAUUGACGUCUCCAAGACGUCAUCAUCAGCUUCCAGUAAUGGCGAAUCAGCACCGAAGAUUGCCAAGGUUCAAGAACCGAUUAAAGUGACCAUCUCCCGGCCUCAAGCUGUGCUAGUGACGUGAUAAAAGACCGUACCAAACUCUCUUAGUGUGACAGAGUAAACAAAAAAAACACUCGUUUUGUCCGCCAUACCACUCUUGCAAAGAGCCAUCUUGCCAAGAUUUCUCCAAUUUCGAUCAAAAAGAGUGACACAGGUUUUCUGUUUCUGUUCCAAGCCAGUGGGAUUUUGAAGUAAAAUCUAGGGGUUUGUUUCAAGGGUCAUUAAAUUAUAAUCACGACCAGUUAUAAAGCAAAAAAAGAACAUAAACUACCACACCCUUUUCAUUUUACAUUGUGAGAAAUUGUUACACAUAAGUAUUUUUAAAUUUUGAUAAAAUUCCAGUGUGUAUUAAAAAGUAAGAUUGCCACGAAGAGUCAAAACGAAGUACAAAUUAAACGGUCUGUUACCAGUUUCGGUUUGGCAAUAGCCUCGAUUUAGUGACAGCCUCGUUUAAGAGUCGGAGCAAGAUGUAUACUUUUUUUUUUUUAUAUAUUAUAACCCUUUUGGGACCAUAUCCGACGAAGGAUGCUGUGUAGAAGCCUGUAUGUACAAAUGCUUUUCC
Messenger RNA from Asterias rubens (European starfish), 1738 nucleotides. RefSeq names its product polycomb complex protein BMI-1-like. The record is from RefSeq and is a predicted model, not a curated record. Gene Ontology annotation, biological process: negative regulation of transcription by RNA polymerase II. NCBI's taxonomy places the organism in Eukaryota, Metazoa, Echinodermata, Asteroidea, Forcipulatida, Asteriidae. Gene Ontology annotation, molecular function: promoter-specific chromatin binding. Gene Ontology annotation, cellular component: PRC1 complex. The transcript is spliced from 8 exons. Bases 287 to 1198 code for a protein of 303 amino acids.